Molecule: messenger RNA, 705 nt
Organism: Fusarium oxysporum Fo47
Lineage: Eukaryota; Fungi; Ascomycota; Sordariomycetes; Hypocreales; Nectriaceae
Product: signal peptidase complex catalytic subunit SEC11
Exons: 3
Coding region: 74-592 (172 amino acids)
Cellular component (GO): membrane; signal peptidase complex
Molecular function (GO): serine-type endopeptidase activity
Source: RefSeq, a predicted model, not a curated record
GUUGCAUCGUGGAGUUGUCAAGCUCUACAACAACCUCCCCUCACUCCACGAAGCCGAUAUACAAACCUUCGCCAUGCUGUCGGCUCUUGGAAACCCGCGGCAAGCUGCUGCGCAGCUCAUGAACUUUGCGCUCAUCCUCUCUACGGCCUUCAUGAUGUGGAAAGGCCUUUCCGUUAUCAGCGACUCGCCAUCCCCGAUCGUCGUCGUUCUAUCUGGCUCUAUGGAGCCCGCCUUCCAGCGAGGUGACCUACUCUUCCUCUGGAACCGAAACCUACUACAGGAGACCGAGAUUGGCGAGGUUGUCGUUUACAACGUCAAGGACAAGGACAUUCCUAUCGUGCACCGAGUUGUACGCAAGUUUGGCAAGGGCGACACCGCUCAGCUUCUCACCAAGGGAGAUAACAACCUUUCGGACGAUACCGAGCUCUACGCCAAGAACCAGGACUACCUCGUACGAAGUGACAUUAUUGGAAGCGUUGUGGGAUACAUGCCAUUUGUCGGUUACGUGACGAUUCUUCUGUCGGAAUACCCUUGGCUCAAGACAGUGAUGUUGGGAAUUAUGGGUCUUAUGGUGGUUCUACAGCGAGAAUAAAUGGUGUAUGUGACGGGAAGAUCUUGGAUAUUGUAUACAAAACAAGCGUUUGCUUUGUCGCCGAAGUAGCGCCAAGAGACGAUUCGAUUGAUACCCUUUGCAUCAAAUUUCAC